Messenger RNA from Desarmillaria tabescens, 750 nucleotides. RefSeq lists its product as uncharacterized. Lineage: Eukaryota; Fungi; Basidiomycota; Agaricomycetes; Agaricales; Physalacriaceae. Bases 1 to 750 code for a protein of 249 amino acids. The record is from RefSeq and is a predicted model, not a curated record. The transcript has 2 exons.
AUGGCAGCACCAGAUGUAUUGUUACAGAUACUGGAAAAUGCUUACCAUGCUAAUACUACCAGCAAGACGACUCUUAUCAACCCCCUUCCUCAGGAACUCAUGAACGCUAUCAUCGAUGAGAUCUACAACUACCUGGACCCAAAGAGCACCCAGCAUGCCCUCAAAGCAUGUGCCCUCGCCAGCAGUAUCUUUGUCUGUAGAACUCGAAAGCACCUAUUUGGUCACAUCACAAUUUGGUUGAUCCCCGAUUAUGAAAAGCUCCUUCCCCUCUCCCAAGUCCACUCAUUCACCACAUCCCUCACCAUCAUAUUUCAGAGUCGGCUCUGUGGCAGAUACUAUCCAACGAUAUCCACCUUAACGGGGCUUCCUUCCCUCGUUGAUGCGCUCCACAACGUCAAUACCAUCAUGCUCUGCGGGAUGAACUGGAAAUCCAUAUCUCAGCGAUUCAUUGAUUCCCUAGCAUUGCGGUCCUUCAUAUCCAUCACCCUUAUGCACACACAUUUUCCUGAUUCUAACACUUUCUAUUCAUUCUUAUCUCACUCAUCCAACCUCUGCCAGUUUUCCUGUUUUAUGACAACCGUCGAUAGCAGCGACCGUCCUCCGUUCCACACUUCUCACCGCCCGCAUAUCAUUGAGCUAUCUCUCCAGAAAAUGAGUCAGAUACCAGCUAUGCUGUUGUCGCAUGCUCUCUCCCCUGUGAAUCUGCAGAGCCUGCGCAUUCUUGAUGUGUUCCUAGACGAUGCUGGCUGA